AUGGAGCGGCACGUUCGCAGCGUGUGCGAUUCGCAGAACCGCUGCCGCCUCCUCGCAACGCGAGCUGAACUCCAACCUCUGCGGAAGUUGGACACUGAGAGCCUUGCCGCGGUCAUUCACCAGAUGGUGCUGCAGGUAACUGGGCUGGAGGAGCAAGCAGAGAGUCAAGAAAGGGAGCCGUGGUCCCUGGUCUGGUGCAUGGGAACGAUCACGGAUCAAUGUGGCGACUGUGGGGAGCAGGUUUUCUACGACCUGGCCUUUGCAAAUGAGGUUGCGGCCCACAUCGUCGUCCAACUGGGCGGGUGCAGGUGGACGGACGAGGCGGGCAACGAAGAGUCGGUACAAACAUUGCGAUACCCUCCCAGCGGCUGGGAGUUGGGCUGGUUCGCGGCGAACAAAUCUCCGUGUUAUUGGAGGCGCUCCACAGCGCAGGUGUCUGCAGACUUCCCAGGCGAGAUCAAAGCCAUGGGCACUGAGCGAAGCUACGUCUUCCGGGCCGGAGGCCCGCCGGAGUCCAUCGGCAUGCAUCUCACGGAGUACGGUUUCAUCUCAAAGGUCGUCAGCGGCAGCCAAGCAGAAGAAUUUGGCAUCCUGGCAUCCUGGCAAGUCAUCGCUGUCAACGGCCAGUCUUUCGAAAGGUGCCCGGAGUAUCUGCGAGCCUGCCGCUUGGGAGACAAGCCCUUCACUGUCACCGUGGCCUGCUGUGGCGUUGCCACGCUGGAGGAUUUUGGUAUGAUCCGGCGGCGAGAUUCGCGGCUGCAUCUUCCGCCGGAGUGGGCGGAGGUGAUCAAAGAAGCUCGGGCAGGGCUGAGCUAUUAUCGAAAUGAUCAGACAGGUCAGUGCUGUGAGGGAACCCCGCUGCCUCAAGCCCAGUAUCCCAAGAGCAAGGACCCUGAACACGAAGGGCGCUGCGGCUCCGCGCUCGCGAUGCUGGCUGGGGCCGUGACUCGCAGCCGUCCUUCGCGCCGGCCAGCUCUCGUAGGCCUGCUCCGUGACUUCACUCAUGGCCUGAACGAGGCCACCCGGAUCCGCGCGAUCGAGGCCCUGUCAUGCAUGGCCGGCGACCCGGACGCCCUGCGCGCGCUCGCUAGCCGCAAGUCGGACGACAGCCCCAGCGUCACCGACGCUCUGUGCACCGCGCUCGAACACUGGUUGAGGAAGGACCCUGGCUGCCAGGAAGCCAGGCGCUUGCUUCGCAAGCACCAAGAAGCAGUGAGGGCUCGAGCGGAGCAGUACCCUAACGGCGUGGCAUUCCGAAUAGACAUGCCAGGCUUUGUGGCGGGGCUUCUGGGGCACAUGGACGACAUGGAUGGAGAGGAUGAGUCCGACUGA
Messenger RNA from Symbiodinium natans, 1332 nucleotides. The record is from the annotation of a GenBank genome assembly. NCBI's taxonomy places the organism in Eukaryota, Dinophyceae, Suessiales, Symbiodiniaceae.